UAGGUACUGCAAAUUUUAUAUUUCAUUAUAAAACGCAAUUCAGUUUCGAAACAACAGCGAACGCGAGUGGAUUUUUCUACAGAAAAUAUAAAAGUCGAGCUUUUCGGCGCAGCACUUAAUCUAGUACGGUUAUAUAAUAUAGUGGAAAGUCUAAAAAACGAUGGCUAAUAAAUUACAAACGUUUUUGUUGAGUGUUUUGCUAUUACAACAGUUCGCACGCUCGACCGCCUUCCUCAUACCACGCGAUCCGGACUGCAAAAACAGCGAUAACGAGACACUCGAACCCAGCGAGAAAUGCUCAUCGAUGCUGCACUUUCAACGCAACCUCGGCAAAUAUCGCAACUUCUUCGCCAAUCUGUUGCAGGAGGAGAAUGAGCAAUUCGCAGCCGAACUGCAGGAACUCUACAACUUAGUGAGCUCGGCGCUGGUGGAGCACGACUACAAUGAGAUGCAACGACAAUUUUUCUACUCCGUUUGGCUGGUGGAGCGCACCAGAGAUCUGGAGGAUUAUUUGACUAUGAAGGGUUUCCGAAAUAUAUAGAGAGAAUAGACGAAAAUUUGAAUGAUUUUGUAAAGUUUAUUGUAUGAAUUUAGUUGGUUUUAAUGUAGUAUGUACGUAUACUCCGAUAGUGUUUUCUUCAGUUACCUCUAGACAUGCUCUGACAGGAAAUCGAAAAUACUCUUCCAAAAACUUACGGCGCACUUCUUUUCACAUUCUUUUCAUAUUUAUUGUUCACUAAUUUAUUAUAAUUAUCUUUUACUUAAAUAGUAUUAUUAUGGGUGUUGCAAAUAUGUUUUAACAACAAAUGGUAGGAUUAAUAAAUAUAAGUAAAUUCAAUUACUACUUAUGAACCACACAAGCUGAUAUAUCGGAAUAAAAAGCGGAAAAAAUUUA
Messenger RNA from Zeugodacus cucurbitae (melon fly), 895 nucleotides. RefSeq lists its product as uncharacterized. Bases 161 to 541 code for a protein of 126 amino acids. The record is from RefSeq and is a predicted model, not a curated record. The transcript is spliced from 2 exons. Lineage: Eukaryota; Metazoa; Arthropoda; Insecta; Diptera; Tephritidae.